This is a messenger RNA of Aspergillus japonicus CBS 114.51, 1504 nucleotides long. RefSeq lists its product as uncharacterized. Gene Ontology annotation, molecular function: crossover junction DNA endonuclease activity; four-way junction DNA binding. NCBI's taxonomy places the organism in Eukaryota, Fungi, Ascomycota, Eurotiomycetes, Eurotiales, Aspergillaceae. Gene Ontology annotation, biological process: reciprocal meiotic recombination; meiotic DNA recombinase assembly. The transcript is spliced from 5 exons. The record is from RefSeq and is a predicted model, not a curated record. Bases 191 to 1360 code for a protein of 389 amino acids. Gene Ontology annotation, cellular component: Rad51C-XRCC3 complex; Rad51B-Rad51C-Rad51D-XRCC2 complex; replication fork.
ACUUGUCAGGGCAACUAUCCACAGCCUCGUUACGAUGCUCAAAGUGAUAGCUCAACCAUGACAGCAUCACAGCCUCAGUCCAGCACGUAAUCAAAAGAUCCUCAUAUCCCGCUGGAUGUGAACAAGCCGAGACGCGCGCGCGACGCGUGACCCUUAAUUCCAUUCAACCAUCUCAUCUAUCUUUUCCAUCAUGAAUCGACUCGACUUUCUGGGCCUGCCCAGUCAGGAUCCCAACCGAGUCAUCUCCUUCCCGGCCUCGCAGUCCCUGCACGCGUCGACCGCGUCGGCUGCCUUAGGCAACAAGACCGUCUCGACGGGGCUCCCCCAGCUCGACGAGGCAGUCACCCCGCCCAUCGAAGAUGAUCUCCAAGGCUUCGGGGAUCUGCAGAGCAAGGGUCUACCGUGUGGUCAUGUCACGGAGAUUUUCGGGCCCCCGGGAGCAGGCAAGACCGCCAUAGCCCUAAACACCGCAGCAACAGCCCUAGCCAAGGGCGAAAAGGUCGUCUGGAUAGACACGGGCCCCCCACUUCCCCGCCGCCAACUCAGCCGCCUUCUCGCUGCACAGCAACAAGAAAACCAAUCUGAUCCCAGCAAUCAAGCCCAAAGUCUCAUCCAUAUCCACGCGCCAACCCUCCCGCAUCUCCUCUCCCUCAUCCACCACCCACCCCCCAACUUCCCCCCACCGUCCACCACCCUUUUAGUGGUUGACUCCAUCUCCGCCCCCUUCCCCCCGUACUUCCCCAACCCGAGCGACCAACGCGCCGCCCUGAGCGCCGGCUCGCAGGUGCAUGACAAAGCCCACGUCCAGUGGCUGGUCAACCGCAAAUGGAACGUGCUGAGCGAUCUGGCGACGCAGCUGGCCAAGCUGGCCAGUACGGCCGGCGGAGGCGCAGGAAACAUGGCCGUCCUGGUGACGAACCAGACCCACACCCGGAUUCGGGGCCAGGUGCGGGCAACGCUGUGUCCUGUGGUGGCGGGGUCGGCGGCCUGGGAGAGUUGUGUGUUUACACGGGUGGUGGUCUAUCAGGAUUUCGUUGAGUCGGGGAGGGAGGGAGAAGGGGGAUGGAGGAAGGGGAGGGUAGUGGAGGUGAUGAAGAGGGGGGGGAGGGUGGUUCGCGGGCGGGUGGAUGGGCUGUACGCUUUGGAUACACCUUCUCCUCCACCAGCUGAAGAACGAGACGAACAACCAGCGCAGAUCGUCGUGGAAGCAAGCUCUACCCAGGAAGCCGAAGCCUCGGCCAGCCAACGGAAGCGCAAAGCGGAGGAGAUCGCCGACAGCCAGGAUGAAGAGGACUCCGAGGGAGAGUUCGGGUGGAUCGGAGGUGAUGAGGUGGAUGCUGGGUCGCUGGAUGGGAAUUAACCACCCUCACCUCCUUGUACAGGGCUCUUUUCGAGAAGUCUUCCGACUGUGACUGGACUGACCUGUAUUAAUCGCUCACUAUCCUGACAUCGUGAUGCGGAAUUAGAACCUGGAAAUUAGAUACACACACAGAGACACAUGCAC